Messenger RNA from Hymenoscyphus albidus, 4268 nucleotides. The record is from the annotation of a GenBank genome assembly. NCBI's taxonomy places the organism in Eukaryota, Fungi, Ascomycota, Leotiomycetes, Helotiales, Helotiaceae.
ACAAACAAUCCAGUUCGUCGCCUCGCUGAUUCGGUGAAAUCAUCGUCACUAUCAAAUCGUCCACUCCCAUUCAAGGCCAUCUCCAUCUCGUGUUUGUCUACCUCUCUUUGAGCGCAUUCGUGAAGGUUGCAGCUGUCGCCCGACAGCACCUCCCUCGCGGGCCCACGCAUCGCCCGAUCGCAAGUGCCCAGCCCAGUUGUCCGCCUCGCAUUAUUGCAGAUUAUAUCGCGCAGUCAUCUUCAGUCCAUACCAGACUGCACUGGACGACUCCCCUCUUGGAGCAAAACACCAAAACACCCCAAUUUGGACGGCAUCUACGGCAUCUCUACAUUGUAUGUACUGAACGACGCCUAGGAUAAAAGCUGUGCUUAUGUGGGUUUUCCUUACCCAUUUCUAAACGCCGGGAGCGAGAGAAAAAGGAAUACAUGAGCGUGGCCAGUUUUCCAACACCGCCGACGCGAUUUUGAUAGAACAUAGUUGUCGAUAUUUAUGGUUAAUCUUUUUCUUGAUCUUUUUGAGCGAUCGGCAGCUAAUGUCUGUCAGAAAACAUUAAAAUGUCUCUUCAUUCAACAUACCGCAGUGGUGGUCACCCACGUUCAGUACGCCAUCAAAUUCCUAGAACCCACUCCUGCGUCAAGUAGUCCUUCUACUGACGACUUUCACUCCUUUUAGUAUUAUCCCCAACUUGCUUCUAUCAAUUCUUCAGACUCCGGUCAAAUAUAUGGUACUACUAGGGAGAUGGGGCCUCCCUCUUUGGACUUUCCACCACAGCCAGUAGAGAUUGAUGUUGAUUUGAGUAGCCACUCCAGCCGGACACUUCCAAGUCCGUCACAGCCAGGUUCCAAUGCGUGGGAUCCCAUUUUUUCUCAUCCGAGUUUUGGGGACGCAUCAUAUGGAGCUUCUAAUAUUGGUAGAAUGCAACAAAUUCCAAGUGAUACUCAAAGUCGUGGACCUGCCCAGGAUCCACUUGUCCAGUGGUACACAGGAAAUGAUGGUCCUUGGGUGCCAAAGGUCAUUCCAGAUGUGGCCAUUGAAGAGAGGUUACACCCAAGACAAUCAGGUAAUCGUAGUCACGUCUCGUACGGAACUCAGUAUCGACAACCCAAUCCUUCUGAUGCCGGAUCCGUUCAGUUUGGAGUUUCUAAUUCCGACUCUGGUUAUGGCACUCGACGAAGUAUUGGUAAUGGUUCCGUGUUUAGUGCAGAUAUCCCAGACCGGGAUCAAGAUUGUCGAAGCCUAGCCGGACAUGUUGAGAAUCUCCAACCGUUCCAUGCAUUUCCAGAGAUAUUACCACCAAGGGACCAUACCCGUGUUAAUGAUUGGACUCCUACACCCAAAUCCACAGGAUCUAACACACCUAGCUUGACAUGCCAGUAUUGCAUGAAGCCAGUCAAAACCCAGUCAGAAUUAAAGUGCGGCAUUGUUUUCGUUUUCAACAUAUAUCAUUGCUAAUUUGAACCAGAAAACAUGAACUCAGGCAUACCAAGCCAUUCAAAUGCCUGGUCCCUGGAUGCCCAAGGCCAACAGGAUUCAGUACCACCAAUGAUUUGGAAAGACAUACAAAGAGUAAGCAUCCAACUGCCAUAACAGAUCCAGCAUCUACAAAGAUGUAUCGUUGCAAUGUCCCAGGAUGCAAAUCCAGGGAGAAAUCAUGGCCACGUUUGGAUAAUUUCCGGAGUCACCUGAAACGUGUACAUCAGAACCAGCUUCGCACUGAUCAGGAUUUCGAAGAAAUAAUCCGCUGGUAAGUAACUCAGAGGCACAGAAUAAAACUUGUAAAGAAGCUUAUUAUGUGAUAGCGCCGAGUUCUUCGAAGCGCCUCCUUCAAGCGGGAUGCCAAGCCAGGAAAAUCAAAGGACAAUGCAGCAGGAAUUCUCACAUUCAGCAAUUCCCAUUCAGGAUAAUAAUGAUAGAAACGGCGACACCGAUUGGAGCGGCAGUUGUCCAGAAGUGGAUGGUUCCCCACCUCAAGACUUUACGGACCCCAAAAGACCAGAUUUGGAGAUUUCCUCUUCCCCUCCUUCUAGAAAAUCCUUGCCCCCACCAACACCACAGGAACCAUCAGCCCGUCCAGUUCCUCAUUCUGACGGUCAUAGUAGUGAAACUGUGCAGCCUUUGGACGUUUUUCAUACUGCUCAGCCUCCACCAAAACCUGCUCGAAGUGGAUUUACAUUGGAAAGUGUUUUAGCUCCAGCCAUUCCUAAUGAUGGACCCAACAAACUGCCAAUUUUCAGAAGUUCAUCUAACAAUAACCCCGUUUCCAAACUAGUUUCUGAAGGUAAGGUGGCGAAGCACAUCAGUGAGACCUCAGCCUCGUCAGAUGCGGCUCUGACAAAGGUGAUCCGAACUGCCUUGGAUGGGUCUAUCACACAUCACGACCAGGAACCACGUUUUACCAAUGGGAAUUUGGACCGGAAUAUUCUGCCUAAUGGACGUCCAUCACCUUCUGGAAAUGGUGGUUCGGGAAGCGAGAGUUCUAGUGUUAGAUCAUCCGACUCUUCCCCAUCUGCCGUGUCUGAUACUGAUGUUACUGAAUCCGAGGAAUUGAAAAAAGCAGAAGAAAUCUUGAAGACUAUCCGUCAUCUGGGAUAUACACUCCAAAAAUAUCCUAGUCGCUCGCCAAAGAUUCAGAAUCAAGGCAGUGCUGCUAGUAACAAGAGUGAGAAGAAAGUCACGUGUGAAGUCUGUAAAAGGUUUCAAGGAAGACCUUGUGAAUUAAGGUAUGUCACCCCACGCCUAUCACUACACCUUACUAUACUUCCUGCUCAGGAGCAACUAUUGAUAAUUGAUAUCUUUAUCAAAUAUAGGAAACACAUGAAACGCCACGAACGGCCCUAUGGUUGCACCUUCCUUUCAUGUGGGAAGACAUUUGGCUCGAAGAACGACUGGAAACGCCAUGAAAACUCCCAACACUUUCAAAUAGAAACAUGGCGUUGCGAUGGUUCUCUGCCUGAGGGAGGCCCUUGUUCCAAAGUCUGUUAUCGUCGACAAUCAUUCCUGGACCAUCUCAAAAAAGAUCAUCCUCUGCCUCCUUCAAGUCCCCUUUCUAAUUCUCCCGCGUCAACAUCAGCACUGUCUACUUCCAGUUCUAUCAUGGAAGAGGAUGAUACAUACAGAGAAAAACUUGAAUCUUGUCGCAUUGGCCGCAACUCCCAAGAUCGCUUCUGGUGUGGGUUCUGUGUUCGACUUAUUGAUCUUAGGAAGAAAGGACUGGAUGCCUGGACCGAGAGAUUCGAUCAUAUUGAUGACCAUUUUAUGGGACGAGACAAGUUUGAAAAGCUCGGGAUUAGAGACUGGGUUCCUGUCGAUGGGAGCACCAACCCUGGUCCGAAGAGAUCCUUAAGUUCUACUUCUUCAUCUUUGUCGCCGUCUUCUGUUAGUGAGAGUACAGAGGCACCGCAUGAAAAGAGUUUGAAGAAGAGGGCUGCUACUACCACCGAAGAUGGAGCAGCGAAGAGAGCAAGGACUGAGCUGGAGUAUCAGAUUAUCUGUGUAAGUUGUUGCUCAACCCACUAGUGCCGUUGAACACCGCUGAUCGAGGUGAUAGUGUCAAUGCCACGUCGCUCACAACCCGAGUUUCAACUCGGGAUGUUCCAAUUGCAGCGAUAGUCACUCUUUCUGCGAGAGUUGUACGUCGGAAUAUCUCCCGCCUGUCCCUUCUAGGGAAGUGAAGUAGACAGAUACAUUUGGUGGAAUGAAUGUGGCGUUUCACUUCUCUCGCCCCUUAGGGAGGGCGGUGUCAAGGAGUUUUUAAGUCCCUCAGAACACCGGAUUGUACGUGGGAUGGUGGACUUUUUACUUUUUUCUUCGAUUCGUGCUACCUUUGCUCUUUGGGUAUACGGAACCUUUGGCGUUUAUCUUCCAGUGUUUUACUUUUCUUAUCUAUGGCGGGAAAGAAAGGACUAAAGAAGUCGGAUACAGCAGAAGUGGGAGGAUAUUUUCUUUUCUUCCUUGGAUAAGCAGGCAGGCGGGUUUCUUGGAUACAGUAUCUUGCCGAACAGAAGAUUAGGGGAAUUAAACAGAUACCAUGGUUAUGUUGGGAUAAGGUUUCUUAUGGCGUUGUCCUUUUUUUUUGUACGGGCGUCUUUUUUGGACUUUCUAAAGGAAUUACAGUACAAGACUUGUUUUACUUUUUACUUUGAGUUGAGGUACUUGUUAGGUAGGGUGCGGGUAGUAGAAUCAGAAUGAAAGUGGGAAGGGGAUGGUUUAGGUUACUAGGUUACUGUAGGCUUCGAUAUGGAGAUGGAGAUAAUUUACUUUAAUGUUAC